This is a messenger RNA of Nylanderia fulva, 1721 nucleotides long. Its product is annotated as putative glutathione-specific gamma-glutamylcyclotransferase 2. Lineage: Eukaryota; Metazoa; Arthropoda; Insecta; Hymenoptera; Formicidae. The record is from RefSeq and is a predicted model, not a curated record. Gene Ontology annotation, biological process: glutathione catabolic process. Gene Ontology annotation, molecular function: glutathione specific gamma-glutamylcyclotransferase activity. Gene Ontology annotation, cellular component: cytoplasm.
AGAGGAAGAAAUAAUAAAGAGACGAAAGAGAGAGAGCGCGAAAAAUGGAGAAUGGACACGAUGACAUCGAUAACAAUCUGUGGGUGUUCGGAUACGGAUCGCUCUGCUGGCACCCCGGUUUCACGUACAUCAGAAGCAUGACUGGAUACGUCAAAGGCUUCAGCAGGAGAUUCUGGCAAGGCAACACGGCGCAUCGUGGGACGAUCGAGAAGCCUGGACGAGUCGCUACCCUGAUCGAGGAAAAAGAGGGAAUAGUUUACGGAAGAGCGUUUCAAGUCCAGGAUAGCGCAGCGUUGUCCUAUUUGGAGAAUCGCGAAUGCGCUCUGGGAGGAUAUCUGACGACCAUCACGACGUUUCACAGUCGGGACGAGGGCAAACAGUUCUCCGUGAUAAUUUACAUCGCUACCAACAAGAAUGAACAGUGGCUCGGCGAGGCAUCGUUGCCGAGCAUAGCGCGUCAAAUCACCGAGUGUUCCGGCCAGAGUGGACACAACGUCGAGUAUCUCUUACGGUUGGCGGACUUCAUGCACCGUUACUUGCCGGAGGCGCACGACGAGCACCUCUUUACAUUGGAGAUGCUGGUGCGUUCGCGAAUAAAGGAGGAGAACAUGUGCCUGGCGACGUUGAUGGGUAAUCGCGACUUCGCCAUCGACCUCGACGAGGACGCGGAAUCUGCCGGUCGUGCGGAAGCCAACGAGCGACCGCCCCGCGAGAACUCCUUCCAGUUCAGCGCGCGGAUACCGUCCAAGAGCUUGCGUUGCGUGAAGAUGUAGUCGACACGACGCGAGUCUCUCGCACUUGCGUGCGUGAUUCGCGAGCGAACAAGCAAAUGGCAGCUUAUUUUCUUACGCGACGUUCGAGUACAAAUAUGACUCUAUAGGCGUAAAGUAGUAGCGGGACUUCACCACGUUCCCAUAAGAAUAGGAAUGCGAGAUGAAAAUGUCGAACAAGUCGAGAAGGAGGAUCUUAAUAAAAGCUACGCUUCUUUAUCGCGGUCGAUCUGUAUCGACUACGAUCUAAAUUUAAAAAGCAGCUGCACAUUCCAUCGGGAAUAUAGUCUCGCUGCUGGUGUACGUCUUCCUUCCGUAGAGGCUAUUCUAUCAUACGUGUUUAUGAGACGGCUGUGUUAAUUUUGUAUCGCGCAACGUGCUGGACACGUGCACGCUUAGAGAACUUCGCCCACUUCCUAUUUUAUUUUAAUGCCGAUUUAUUCAUUGUCAGCUAUUAUGUAUUAUUUUUUUUUAACAUAAGACAAUUCUUAUUUUUAUCUAGACGGAGCGAGAAUCAUAUGUGCGCGGACAAAAUAAGAUUCGAGAAUUUUUUAAAUUCUUAAAUGUUUGAGAUAUAUAUGCGGAAAAAGAGUUUUUGCAGACGUUUGCUAGUGAAGUGUUUUUGUAUUGGAGACUAUACGCGUGCAUAUCUCGCUUUGAAAUGUUUAUUAAGCAUUUUAAUAUUGCGAACUGAUAAUUUGUACAUAUAUGACUAAUUAUAUACACAGACACGCACGUGCGUGCGCGUCUCUCUUUAUUUUAUGCACGUUAACGUACAAUAUAAUAUAUUUCUAUAAUAAAAAUUCCAUUUAGGAAAAAAGAAUGAAAUGUAUCUACAUAUAUACGGAUAUAUAGAUAACUUUCGUGCUACGAAGAGAAUUUUUUACCGUUAUAAAAAUUAGAGGAGAGAUUCCUAAAUGAGAUUGCGUAUAUACAUAUAUGUAAAAUAAA